AUGGAGUUCGCAACUCUAGUUGCCCGGCGCCCUGAGCACAUCGAUGUUCUGACGAUACCGACUCCGCCUCAUCAAGCGACUGCCAUCUUCAUCACAUUCUUCUUUCCGGCACUUUCGGUUAUCAUCUUCGCGGCUCGAACGUACAGCAGACUUUCAACUCGACAAUGGGGACUUGACGAUUGGCUUUGCGGCAUGGCCGUGCUAUGCGCAGUGCUUAUGACGCCGCCUUUCUUCAUUUACCUAAAGCUCAUGUACUUCGGAUACAGAGCUGUCGACGUGCCCGAGACAUUCGAUUCGAAACCAGCGAUGUGGUGGUUCUUCCUGAUGCAGAUGUUCUACAACCCUGUCUUGGCCUUCGUCAGGGCGUCAGUCCUGGUUUUCCUCCUUCGCCUUGGAGGACAGAAGCCGGGAGUCAGAUGGACCAUUCACGGACUGAACAUCGUCAACGCUCUGAUGGCCAUUGCAAUCUUCCUCGUUGCUCUCUUGCAAUGUCUGCCAAUCGAAGCCAACUGGGAUCCGGUGGUGAGAGCAACGGCAAAGUGUGUCGACAACUCUUUCCACGUCUCGAUCUCGUGCCUCAACGUACUCAUGGACGUUUUGGUGCUCGCGCUUCCUUUCUGGAUCUUCUUGGGGCUGAAGAUGCCCCUGGGAGCGAAGAUUGCAGUCAUCUGCGUCUUCUUGGUCGGUGCUGUUGUUACCGUUGUCGCAAUCAUCCGUCUUGUCGCAAUCUAUAAACUCUUCUACGUACCGCCCGACCCGACCAAGGACCCCUUCCACGACAUCGGAGUCGUCUACAACGUCGUCGAGGUCAACCUGGCCAUCAUCUCAGCCUCAGCCCCUGCGCUGCGCCCCAUGUUCCGGAGGUGGUGGCCCAAGCUAUUCGGUGGCAUCUCUUCUGGGAAGACCAGCGGUGCUCUCAAAUACUACGGCAACGCCUCCCGACAGCGCAAUACGAUGCGAGACGGCGACAACAUCACUCUCAAGGAUAUGCGUAUGACGCGCUCGCAACAUCAUACCGAGAUUCGCAGCACCUCUCCCACGGGAUCUGAGGAGGAAAUCAUGACAUAUAACGGCAUUAUCAGAACUACCAACGUCAAUUUGACUUACGAGUCAAAUACCAGCGUGGGAGACGAUGCCCGUUCAUCGACGGAUUUCAAGACAGGCGAGAAGGCGCAGAGCACCAAGGGGCCUGUGGCUUAG
Messenger RNA from Colletotrichum karsti, 1200 nucleotides. Its product is annotated as CFEM domain-containing protein. The record is from RefSeq and is a predicted model, not a curated record. The transcript is spliced from 5 exons. Lineage: Eukaryota; Fungi; Ascomycota; Sordariomycetes; Glomerellales; Glomerellaceae. The coding region runs from base 1 to 1200 and encodes 399 amino acids.